UAUUAAUUUCACUCUUGCAUGGGAAAGCUACACGGAACAUUAGCAAAAGCCGGUAAAGUGAGAAAGUAGACUCCAAAAAUUGAAAAAUAAGUCAGAAGACACAAGAUUCCUAAAGGUAGAGCCUACAAAAGGAUUUGCUUUAAUAGAAGGUAAGAUAACUAUCCACAAUAUUCAUUAGAUUUGGUUCAGCAACAUCCACUUAAGGAUCAUAACAAAAGAGAAAGGGUCCAAAUUGGCAUGCUGGAAGAAAAGAUCUAAUUGAAGAGGAAAGAAAGAAGUAGGUUGAAUAAAGAAGACAACGAAAGAAAUAGGAUACAAAAUGAUGAUUUAAACAUCCUAAACAUAUACAAAAUAUU
This is a messenger RNA of Paramecium octaurelia, 356 nucleotides long. The record is from the annotation of a GenBank genome assembly. NCBI's taxonomy places the organism in Eukaryota, Ciliophora, Oligohymenophorea, Peniculida, Parameciidae.